Messenger RNA from Dentiscutata erythropus, 974 nucleotides. Lineage: Eukaryota; Fungi; Glomeromycota; Glomeromycetes; Diversisporales; Gigasporaceae. The record is from the annotation of a GenBank genome assembly.
GUCAUGAUUAUGUUAAUCGAGAAUGGUGCCAACUUGCCAUUCCAAUAUAUUGGAGAGCACCAUUUAGUUAUACGAAAAAAAGAAGCAAGCUCGCAAUAAAGAUUUACAAAUUAUUUCUCAAAAAAAAUUCGCAAAAGUUUACAAAUCAAAGUCUUCCAACACUGUAUGAUUAUCCAUUGUUUCUCAAAGAACUCAAUUAUACACACCUACUGGAGCUUGAUAGAACAACUGCAAAUGUCGAAACAAUACUUAAAAUGCUAAUAAAUCGUGGGAUUCGUUUAAACGUAUUUGUUAUGGAUAAUACCGGUGCACUUGGAGAACACAUUUACGGAUUAUGGACAGACUCAUGUUAUACUCCAAUGUUCAGUUCUCUCGUUCAUGUCAAAAUACAUGCUCCUUUUCCAAAGAAUAGGGUAAUAAAGGCAUUGGCAGAUAACUGUACUAUGCUGUCACAUAUUGAUAUUAAUCUUUAUGAUAACUCUCCUGAUCGCAUCAAAAUAAUGCUCAAUGAUCUUGAAAAACUUUUCACUGCACAAAAAUACCUUUUAAAUCUUCGAUUGAUAUUUCACAAUGGACCUGGGAAAUCACUAAUCAAAAUAUUUCAGUCACAACCUGAAUCUUUUAAACGGUUGGAACUUGUAAAUUGGAAUUUUGACGAAUGUGAUUGGAAAUGGUUGGAAAAAUGUCCAAAUUUGACAGAAUUUGCAAUAACCAAUCCUCAAAAUCAAAUCUUGGAAAUUUUAGGCACUAAUACUGAAAUUCUUAACUUUAAAAUAUCGAAGAAAUCAAUUUCGACUACACAUUGGCAUUUUAGCAAUGAUGAUAAAAUUUCUUCAAUGCUAAACUUUUACUUUCACCCAAAACAAUCAUCGACGGAUCUAUAUUAUGAUGAACCAAUUGUGAUCAACCCAAUGAAUUAUACUGGAAGAAAGACAAAAUCUCUUAUUUUAAGCUUGAAAUCAAAUUAUUAUUAA